AUGGCCGGGAAGAGGAGCAUUGUCUUGUUACUUAUCUUCUGUGCAAUAGUGGGAAGUGCUUCUGCUACUUCUAAUGUGAGAGCCACAUACCACCUCUACAAUCCGCAAGAUAACAACUGGGACUUGCUUGCAGUAGGAGCCUUCUGCGCAACAUUUGAUGCCAAUCAGCCCUUCGAAUGGCGCAGCAGGUAUGGAUGGACCGCCUUCUGCGGACCUGAAGGCCCUAGCGGAGCGGAGGCCUGCGGAAAAUGCCUACUGGUGACGAACAUGGGGACAGGAGCUCAGGAAAUAGUGAGAAUUAUCGAUCAGUGCAGCAAUGGAGGUUUGGAUUUGGAUGUGAAUGUGUUUUCCCAGAUAGACACUGAUGGAAGAGGCUAUGCACAAGGCGACCUUCUUGUUAACUAUGACUUUGUGGACUGCGGCGACUAAAUCAACCCCAUCUAAUACUUAAUUAGGGUCCAAAUUAAUUA
Rosa chinensis is the source of this 470-nucleotide messenger RNA. RefSeq names its product pathogenesis-related protein PR-4. The transcript is spliced from 2 exons. Bases 1 to 429 code for a protein of 142 amino acids. Lineage: Eukaryota; Viridiplantae; Streptophyta; Magnoliopsida; Rosales; Rosaceae. Gene Ontology annotation, biological process: defense response to fungus; defense response to bacterium. The record is from RefSeq and is a predicted model, not a curated record. Gene Ontology annotation, molecular function: RNA nuclease activity.